CAGUCUUGAACCGCACAUUUCGUUCACAAUACACUUCCUUCUUUUUCGCCAAAAUGGCAGAGAAGACUUUGUCUCACCUCAAUAUCGAGACAUCGAUAUCCCCAGAAACAAUCCCCGCCUCACCCUACAUUCCUGGCUCAGGCAAUGUCUUCCCCAAGUUCGUUGAUGCAAUCUCACAAACGGGUUGGGAACUCUGGUACUUCGAUGGUGUUUCCAAAGAUGACCAGUCAGCCAUCUCUAUUGGCAUCAACAGAAGUGCUGAAGGUCUGAAGCACGGCGGUUUCAAAGUCCAGAUCUUUACGAUUUGGCCUGAUGGACAUACCUGGCACCGUGAUUUGUACUUCCCAGAGUCAAUUGCCACUUCUGAAAAUGGACACGUCACUGGUCUAUGGGAGAAUACCGCUACUGGAGGCAAAGUCUCAUUCUCUGUGACUAGAGACUGCUCCUUGACUGUCUUGGCCUUUUCUGUGCCUGGUGUUGUUGAUGGAACCAUGCAAUUGGAGGCUCUACCUGGAGACACAGGCCUCGACACCAACCCAGAGCUAGGCCCUUCUGUUCAUUACGUCCGUCCCAUGGGAAGGGCCUCUGUCAAAGCAGAGCUAUCGCUCUUCUCCCAAGACAGUUCAACAUCUGAGCAAUUCGUCCUUGGUCCAUCAGCAAACGGCGGCAUGGAUCGUGUCUGGACACUAUACACCUGGCCACAAAUCAUGACAGAGUCAUAUUAUCUCCGGGCCCAAGUCGGCCCCUACGCAAUGCAAAUAAUGCGCAUCUUCUCCGAACCAGAAACCGGAGGCAAACCAUACACAAUGGCAAGACUCUACCGCGACGACAAGCUCGUCUGCGCAGCAAAUCAAGUUCUCACCUACGAGGAACAAGAUUUCUCCCAAGACUCUUUGAUUCUCAGCAAGCGCUACGACGCGUCUUCUGAGGAUGUAGUUGCAGGUGCGUAUCGCGACAAGAACAUUGGCUAUAUAGUUGAGUUCGUUGCCAAGGGAACGGGUGGACAACGAUGGAUGUUUCAGGUUGAUCAUGAGCGUAUUUUCUGGAAUUAUCCUACGAGUGCGCCUGGGCCUGAAGGAACGGGUAACACGGGGUUUGUUGAGUCGGUCAUUGGGGGCGCGGAUGAGGAGGCGUAUUUUGGGGUUGGGACGGGGGGCCAAUGCCAGUUGAGCUAG
Messenger RNA from Fusarium redolens, 1175 nucleotides. RefSeq lists its product as uncharacterized. NCBI's taxonomy places the organism in Eukaryota, Fungi, Ascomycota, Sordariomycetes, Hypocreales, Nectriaceae. The coding region runs from base 54 to 1175 and encodes 373 amino acids. The transcript has a single exon. The record is from RefSeq and is a predicted model, not a curated record.